GAAACAAUCCCACGUGGACGUACACUGCGUGUCAUAGCGCUCGCACACAGACGCGCGCAUUGUCACGCCACGCAGCGACCAUACACCAAGCAAGUAAUGUCAUCGCGCGCCGAUUCGGUUAGCACGGAAACAGAAUUAUUAGGCAAAAGGCCUGUAAUUGAUACUGAAGAACUGAUCGAAAGAAUACAGGAUAAACCGGAACUAUGGGAUUCUAGACACCCGCUUUUUAAAUCUAAACCAGCAGCAACGCUGGCGUGGGAAGAAGUAAAACUAGCAUUUCCAACUGCAAGAAUUUAUGACCUGAAGAGGAAGUGGAAGAACCUUAAAGAUUCUUUCCGAAAAGAACAUAGAAAAAGAAGCGAGGUUUUACUGAGUUUAGAAUAUCCUGGUAUAAAUCCUGAUUCGACAUGGAGACACUAUAAUUCUUUAGAAUUUUUGAAGGAAGAUGAAGCCUACGCUGCUUCUUUAAAUGCGCCAGGAAGGGGAAAGUUUCAAGAAGAUAUGAAGGAUAGCUCUUGCGACGAAGGUGAAGUAAUGGAGUUUCAAGAUAAAACACCCCAACUCAAAACUUAUAGCCGAACCAACACCAUUCGUGGAUCCCCUGUACCCUCGCCACAAGCACAAACAUUAGAACCUCAGGCAAAUAAUGGUAUAAAAAGGCCUAAUGCGAUACGCGCAGAGUUUUUAGAAAUUGAAAAAAAGAAACUGAAACUUCUAGAACAGGAGAUUGAAAAGCAAAAGAAAGAGGAAAGGAAUGAAAAGUCAGAAGAUUACCACUUUCUCAUGAGCAUCUUGCCACAGAUGGAAAAGUUACAUCCGACGCAGAAGUUACGAAUCAGGAAUAAAAUUAAUCAAGCUUUAUUAGAAGAGUUAACUGUCGUAAAGACUGAACCACAAGAAGCAUCAAUUGAUCUACCACAAACAUAUAAUGAACCACAAAACCCAUUUACUGAUCUGAAAAACGAUACAGAAUGUGUUGACUAUAAAGUUGAGAUUGAAGAUAACUUUUUUUAAUAGACAUUCCUGCAAUUUUUAAGUUCAAAGUGGUCUAUCGACGUCCUCAUUGUUACGUAACUCAUAAUUUAAAUUCGUAAAUAAAUGAAAACUUAUUGAU
Messenger RNA from Pectinophora gossypiella (pink bollworm), 1114 nucleotides. RefSeq lists its product as uncharacterized. Gene Ontology annotation, molecular function: DNA binding. The record is from RefSeq and is a predicted model, not a curated record. The coding region runs from base 97 to 1014 and encodes 305 amino acids. The transcript is spliced from 2 exons. Lineage: Eukaryota; Metazoa; Arthropoda; Insecta; Lepidoptera; Gelechiidae. Gene Ontology annotation, biological process: regulation of transcription by RNA polymerase II. Gene Ontology annotation, cellular component: transcription regulator complex; nucleus.